AUGUGCCCCGACGUAACACAGACCAUCAUGACCACACCAAAUGCGGCGCUGAAGCGGGCCUAUAUAGCCCUGGGCAGCAACAUGGGCAAACGUGCUCAGAAUAUUCACCAAGCCCUCCGAUGCAUAUCUUCCAACGAUUUGGGUGUGGUAUCGGACACGUCGUUCCUGUACCAGACGAAGGCCCAGUAUGUCACAGACCAGCCGAAUUUCCUCAAUUGCGUACGAACACUCCGCUACGGCCCGCGGCCAAUAGACUUGGACAUACUCCUCUAUGGCGAUGAAGUCGUGGAUGCCCCUGACUUGAAAAUACCCCACGAGCGAAUGCACGAGCGAGAUUUCGUCCUAGCCCCAUUGACGGAUGUGCUAUCGGCCCAGUGGAACCAUCCGACCCUCGAUAGGAGCUUGGGUCAAUUGUGCGGCGCGUUGCGGACUAUGGAUCAGUGUCACAGAGUCCUCCCUGUGGGGGACGACCAACUACUAGACUGGGACGCGGGGAGGACCUUCAUAAUAGGUGUACUCAACGUCACUCCAGACUCCUUCUCGGAUGGUGGUCUUUACACCACCGUGGAAAAGGCAGUGAAACACGCGAGGACGCUGAUCGAGAGUGGUGCUGAUAUCGUCGACAUUGGCGGGGAGUCGACCCGUCCGGGUGUCGAUAGCUUGAAGGCUCUGGACGUUGGUGAGGAACAGGCGAGGGUCUUGCCCAUUAUCAAGGCCAUUCGAAAGGAUCUCGGUGACUCGGUUCUGUUGAGUGUUGAUACACGCAAUGCCAGUACGGCUCGGAGGGCAGUAGAGGCGGGGGCUGAUAUGGUCAACGACGUCUGGGGUGGCGUUUGGGAUUCGGAAAUGCUGGCCACCGUGGCGGAGCUUGGCGUACCGUACGUCUGCAUGCAUAUGCGGCCACAUGGGCAGGAGAAGUAUCCUAAUGGAGUUGUCAGGGAAGUCCAUGAGGUCCUUACUACACAAGUCAAGGCUGCGAUGAGGGCUGGCGUUCCCCGUUGGAACAUCAUUGUCGAUACCGGACUCGGUUUCGGUAAGUUAUCCAACCACAAUUUCCAGUUAUUACGGUAUUACAAGGAGGCCUUGCCCACUACUCUCUCUGGAGUGCCCUGGCCCUCACUCAGUGGUCCGUCGCGAAAGAGGUUCGUUACGGACCGAAGUGAUCCUCCCGAAGACAUCUGGGACAUGGCGGCGUUUGGUACGGGCGCUGCUGUUGUCGCGUCUAUCGAGAAGGGCGCCAACAUAGUCAGAGUUCAUGACGUCAAGAAGAUGCAGAGGGUGUGCAUGGUGGCGGACAAGGUGUACAGAGUCUCCGAUGAGGAGAUUGAAGCUGAAUAG
Molecule: messenger RNA, 1338 nt
Organism: Perkinsus marinus ATCC 50983
Lineage: Eukaryota; Perkinsozoa; Perkinsida; Perkinsidae
Product: dihydropteroate synthetase, putative
Exons: 3
Coding region: 1-1338 (445 amino acids)
Biological process (GO): tetrahydrofolate biosynthetic process
Cellular component (GO): mitochondrial envelope
Molecular function (GO): 2-amino-4-hydroxy-6-hydroxymethyldihydropteridine diphosphokinase activity; dihydropteroate synthase activity
Source: RefSeq, a predicted model, not a curated record